Molecule: messenger RNA, 1906 nt
Organism: Stylophora pistillata
Lineage: Eukaryota; Metazoa; Cnidaria; Anthozoa; Scleractinia; Pocilloporidae
Product: putative tyrosinase-like protein tyr-1
Molecular function (GO): oxidoreductase activity
Source: RefSeq, a predicted model, not a curated record
AUGAGUUGUUAGUCUGAAUAAGUCGGUCAUCCAUUCACGAAGCUACUCUGUCUUCAGUGGGAGCCUUCACCAACGAUGAGAAGAGGAUAUUUAAUAUUUACUCUCUGGGUGAUUGCCUCCUACCUUUCAGCGGUGUCAUCUCAAGGGCGACAUGACUAUUCGUGCAGGACCUAUCAAGAAGGCCAAGCAGUCGAAGGCCCAUGUGGGCAGCGAUGCAUUUGUAUAAACGAGAGGCUGCGCUACUGUUGUCGACAAAGAAAAGAUUUCCCUUCUAUGACUCGGGAAGAAAGACUUCGCUAUGUGAACACAGUUAUUAAAGCUUCCACCCAUAGAAGAUACAGGAGACAAUAUAAUCGCAUUAUCGCUAUGCAUUCGAGACUGUUUGAUACAGGGAUUCACGACAAACAACAAUUUUUACCGUGGCACCGUUGGUUUCUUCUUCGCUACGAAAAUUUUCUACGCAAGGUAGAUUGCCGAGUGACUCUUCCUUACUGGGACUGGAGUUUGUUCGCUAGUGGUGUUUGGCGGACAGGCAUAGACGACAUCUGGUCCAACAAGCCUUGGGGACUGGGAGGGAAUGGUCAGAGGAAAAAAUCUAGAAGAGCUGGAUGCGUUAAAUCCGGGCGUUUUGGUCAGCGUAAAUGGCGUUUGACACCCUCGGCUAGAAGAGGAUGCCUCCGAAGAAGGUUCUCAGGUCGAGCCCCAGAUAUAAUUGCCCUUCAUCUGACAAAAGCACACAGUCCCCGCGAGUUCACUGAGUUUGAGCUUGACGUGCGUGCCAAUCUCCAUGAUGCCUUCCACUGCCGAAUUGGAGGAACAAUGUGCGCUCACAACUCUGCAAACGCGCCGGAGUUCUUCUUACAUCAUGCACACAUCGAUAAGAUUUGGGCGGACUGGCAGGCAAAGAGCAAUGAUCACAUGGAGGCGUACUUUACAACUGUUCCCAGACACGUGCAAAUGGAGGGAAACGAUUUCCACCCGAGCGAUUACAUAGAUACAUUUAACCUGCCACAUCCUAAUGUAGACAGAUAUGAUGAUUACAUUUGUGUAAUGUAUCAAGAUCCAGCUCAUCCGCUUUACAAAGAGAUUACUCGGCGCCUCGAGAAACUCAGUACACGUGAAGUCCGUAAUAUUCCUCGACAAUACUUCCCACCAGCAACUACAAGACAGUUACGACGUCUUGGAGUGAAGAAGAAAGAAAGGAGACAUGCGAGGAAGCUUCUUAAGAAGGAACUUGAACCCAAGAAAAUAAUCCGCAAGAGUCAGCUACGCAAAGAGUACGAUAAGCUGCUGGGCUUUAACUUUGAGGCUAUUCCUUUCCGAUUCAUAUCCAGAGAUUUGCCAGCGAGGAACACAAGUCUCACAUAUGAUCGCUGGCUUGCUAGAUCUCGAAACGCAGCUGAAAUGUUCUCCGAAGAUCUUGAAUUCUCCAGGCGGGCCAACAUUUCCAAAAGCUAUAUAACUAAUUAAAUACUGGAAACCCAAACCCUCCCUAGCCUUUAAAGCCCCCAGAGUGGUCAUCCCUAAAUUUGUCCUUUCAACAUCAGCGCAUUACAAGGAGGAUUCUUGAAAAGUAUAGGAAACGAUCCCUAAAGAAUAUCAACUCUAAAAUUGUUUCGGUAUAUUAUGGAAACCAUUGAGGGGAAGAUAUUUACUGAAAAUUGGGAAGAGUUUGGAGGACUUUAACUGAAACUUAUCAGUUAUCAGAACUGCUCAGGAUAUAGAUAUGGCAUUAGAGUUAAUUGGGUGAACGAGAGUCACAUGUGUUAACAUUUAAAUUUGAUUCCGAGAUGAAGCUAUUAGAGUUAUUUAGCAGGCAUAAGCAUUUUUUGUCCAGCAUUAUUCCAGUAACUAUUUGGUACAGCACUCUAAGUUUCAGAACAAUAUUACAGUUGAAUUAUGACGA